AUGCCAAAACUUCGGACUUCUCACCCGAGUCCGGGUGACCCGUCAACAAGCCGAACUGUUAGGGGAGGAAAGCCGCGCAUGAAGAAGAUCUCCAAUAUGAAGCGGAAACUCGGACGUCCCAUUGGUAUCACUCGUCGAACGGCUACUGGGAAUAAAUUAUCGAAACGGUUCGUUGGAAUCCGAAUGGCAAGGGCCCAGAAAGGACGAGGACGAGGUAGACUGCGAAAAACUGGCCCAUCAACUCACACACCUCUCAAUCGUAGCCCUAAUGGCAAGCUGUCACCCAUCAAAACACGAAGACUUCACAAAUCAAAACAGCUCAACGUGUCCAGAUGCACUAUUUGCAAGUCUUCUGAUGGUAAUCUCUCGCCUUGCUUCCAGUGCCAUAAAUUAUGUGAGUUUUUAUUACUUUUUCGACAAAAAUAA
This is a messenger RNA of Cooperia oncophora, 426 nucleotides long. NCBI's taxonomy places the organism in Eukaryota, Metazoa, Nematoda, Chromadorea, Rhabditida, Trichostrongylidae. The record is from the annotation of a GenBank genome assembly.